Messenger RNA from Coregonus sp. 'balchen', 25194 nucleotides. The record is from the annotation of a GenBank genome assembly. NCBI's taxonomy places the organism in Eukaryota, Metazoa, Chordata, Actinopteri, Salmoniformes, Salmonidae.
AUGCGUGAGAACAUGUCUGCCAUGGUGUGUGUGAAGGAGGAGGAUGAGGACCCUGGGGAGAAGCUGUCCCAGGAUGAGAUCAUCUCCAGGACCAAGCAGGUGAUCCAGGGCCUGGAGGCUCUAAAGCAGGAGCACAACUCCAUCCUGGAGGGCCUGCUGGGCACGCUGCACUGCCUGAAGCAGGAUGACCAGGGGGUCUUGGUGGAGGAGAAGUCCCUCAUGAUCCGCAAGUCCCUGGAGAUGCUGGAGCUGGGCCUGAGCGAGGCACAGGUUAGUACACUGUAUAGGGCUAGGCUACACACCGCUGGGGGAGAGCUGGAGCUAGAGCCCUCUGGGAUCUAAUCUAAUUCACUUUCAAAUUAGACAGCUAGAUGGAGAACCCACAGGCACCUACCACCUAAAUGACCUGUGUCAGUAAAUCAGACUAGAACUAAGGAUUAUCCAUGUAUUAUUUACUACCAGUCUUCUCAGUGUUCUUCCUCACCCCCUUGACCUCUUGCCCACUUGCCACACCCCUAACCCCCUCGCUGUGUUUGGCCCAGGUGAUGAUGGCGCUGUCGGGCCACCUGAGCUCGGUGGAGUCGGAGAAGCAGAAGCUGCGUGCGCAGGUGCGCCGGCUGUGCCAGGAGAACCAGUGGCUGAGGGACGAGCUGGCAGGCACCCAGCAGAAGCUGCAGAAGAGCGAGCAGAGCGUGGCUCAGCUGGAGGAGGAGAAGAAACACCUGGAAUUCAUGAACCAGCUGAAGAAGUACGACAAGGACCUGUUGCCAUCGGUGAGUUAAUCCACACCACACAACACACACCCAGACUGACGCACACCACCUCUUUUCAGCUGCCUGGUUUACACUGAAUGACAAUAACAAUCCCUGUUUUCCUCUGUUAGGAGGAGAAUGACUCUGACUCCAGUAAAGAUAAUCUGGAUGAUCUGUUCCCAGACGACCAGGAUGACCAACCUCCAGGCAGUGAGUCUUCUUCCUAUCCCCAUGUCUCUCUCCGUUCCUCACCUCCCGUUUCCUCUCCUUUCUCCUUGUUCCUACUUCCCACUUUCCCUCCCCACUCUCUCCAAUACAUUAACUGGUCUCUUUCUCCUCUUGUUGGUCUGAAAGUCCUUAUCGCUGUGAGCUUUAAAGUGCUAUUAGUCAAAGCUGGUUGAGUGUGGAGGCAGGCCAAAUGGAAAUGGAGCCAGUGAGCCAGAUCACACAGUCACCAGGUUGGCUUCACUCCAGCAACCAGCAUGUACAGGAGAGGAUCUGAGGCAGAGGGACAACACCCACUCCCCACUUAGCUGGGCAUUUAUUUACAAAAUUAAACAAAAGGGGUCCUACGUACAAUAUCGUAUAAUGAUCCUACAUGGAACCACUUACAGUAAAUGAAAAAAAGCAUAUAAGUAAUCUGCAUAUGUAACAUUUUUCAGGGAUUUAAAGGGUACAUCACCAGUAAUUGCUCCACCGCAUAGAGAUCUAAUAAGAUGCAGACAGGGUUGUGGAGGAGGGGGAGAGAGAGAGGAGCAGGAUCUCUCUAGUCCUUUGUUGUGUUUGUAUUGGGCAAUUAUUACUUUCUUUUAUUCCAAGUUUCUGCCUGCUUAAUGAGCGCAAUCUGAAGAGAGAGAGGGAAAAAAAGAGAGGAUCAGAGGGAAGAGUGGGUAGUGCCAGGAAGCUCUCCAGAAUGCGGGGGAGGCAAGCAUCAAAUGCUCCUGAGUGCGCUCACAUUAAUCCUGCCCCACAUGAAGCAGAGCUGACUGAGACGGGGCCCCGUGUCUGUCUGAAAGGAUCCUGGUAGCGUGAAGUGGAUUAGACUCCUCUCCUGUCCUGACUGGUAGCUCCCUGAAAUACUCUUAUGUCUUAGGUCCCCCGCAGUGCAGUGGUGGAGAUGAUUUAAUUGCUUGUCCCCAGCUACACUAUAUAUACAAAAGUAUGUGGACACCCCUUCAAAUUAGUGGAUUUGCCUAUUUCAGCCACACCCGCUGCUGACCGGUGUAUAAAAUCGAGCACAAAGCCAUGCAAUCUCCAUAGGGAAAUAUUGGCAGUAGGAUGGCCUUACUGUAGAGCUCAGUGACUUUCAACGUGGCCCCAUCAUAGGAUGCCACCUUUCCCGUCAAGUUAGUUCGUCAAAUUUCUGCCCAGCUAGAGCUGCCCCGGUCAACUGUAAGUGCUGUUAUUGUGAAGUGGAAACGUCUAGGAGCAACAACGGCUCAGCCACUCACAGAACGGGCUCGCUGUGUAGCGCGUAAAAAUCGCCUGUCCUCGGUUGCAACACAAACUACUGAGUUCCAAACUGCCUCUGGAAGCAACGUCAGCACAAUAACUGUUCGUCGGGAGCUUCAUGAAUGGGUUUCCAUGGCUGAGCAGCCGCACACAAGCCUAAGAUCACCAUGCUCAAUGCCAAGCGUCGGCUGGAGUGGUGUGAAGCUCGCCUCCAUUGGACUCUGGAGCAGUGGAAACGCGUUCUCUGGAGGGAUGAAUCACGCUUCACCAUCUGGCAGUCCGAUGGACGAAUCUGGGUUUGGCGGAUGCCAGGAGAACACUACCUGCUCCAAUGCAUAGUGCCAACUGUAAAGUCUGGUGGAGGAGGAAUAAUGGUCUGGAGCUGCUGUUCAUGGUUCGGGCUAGGCCCCUUAGUUCCAGUGAAGGGAAAUCUUAACGCUACAGAAUACAAUGACAUUCUAGACAAUUCUGUGCUUCCAACUUUGUGUCAACAUUUUGGGGAAGGCCCUUUCCUGUUUCAGCAUGACAAUGCUCCAGUGCACAAAGCAAGGUCCAUACAGAAAUGGUUUGUCGAGAUCGGUGUAGAAGACCUUGACUGGCCUGCACAGAGCCCUGACCUCAACCACAUCGAACACCUUUGGGAUGAAUUGGAACGCCGACUGCAAGCCAGGCCUAAUCGCCCAACAUCAGUGCCCGACCUCAUUAAUGCUCUUGUGGCUGAAUGGAAGCAAGUAUCCACAGCAAUGUUCCAACAUCUAGUGGAAAGCCUUCCAAGAAGAGUGGAGGCUGUUAUAGCAGCAAAGGGGGAACCAACUCCAUUUUAAUGCUCACAUACUUUUGGUCAUGUGUUGUAGAUGGAGCAUAGCUAGGAUUUUCUAGGUAGUUAGUGUAGUGAACGUUUGUACCUGUCCUCUCAUAUAUGAAGUGAAAAGACCAUGACAAGUGACCUUUUUCCAAUGCAGUACUACCAUUUCACAUGUCUAUUUGAUAUGUUUGGCUUUGCCUAGGGCUGUGACGAUCAUUACAUUUUGGAUGACGGUAAUUGGCCAGCCAAAUGACGUGGUCACCGUAAUAACCGUUCCUAACGGCAUGUGCUGCCAUAGAAAUAGAAUGAAUAGAACAGGCAUUCCCAUUCAAGUCAAUAAUGGGUUGACUGGCGGCCAGGUUGUCACUAGUUACCACAGCUGUGGCUGUGGUAACUAGUGACGACCAUGUUACGGCGAAAAAGACUCAACCACACGAAUGCCCGGCUGUGUCGUCUUCAGUUAGCUGUUCGUUCCACACACACAAAAAAGAAAAAGUUUAUUAGGUACACCCAUCUAGUACCGGGUCGGACCCCCCUUUGCCUCCAGAACAUCCUGAAUUCUUCGGGGCAUGGAUACGUUGCUCAAUUGGUAUCAAGGGACGUAACAUGUGCCAGGAAAACAUUCCCCACACCAUUACACCACCGCUGUACCAUUGACACCAGGCAGGAUGGGGCCAUGGACUCAUGUUGCUUACGCCAAAUCCUGACUGCCAGCAACAGGAGCCGGGAUUCGUCGGACCAGGCAAUGUUUUUCCACUCCACAAUUGUCCAGUGUUUGUGAUCGCGUGCCAACUGGAGCCUCUUCUUCUUGUAUUUGGCUGAUAGGAGUGGAACCCAGUGUGGUCAUCUGCUGCAAUAGCCCAUCCGUGACCAGGACCGACGAGUUGUGCGUUCCGAGAUGCUGUUCUUCACACCACUGUUGUGCUGUGCCGUUAUUUGCCUAUUUAUGGCCCGCCUGCUAGCUUGCACGAUUCUUGCCAUUUUCCUUCGACCUCUCAUCAACAAGCUGUUUUUGCCCACAGGACUGCCUCUGACUAGAUGUUUUUUGUUUGUCGCACCAUUCUCGGUAAACCUUAGACACUGUCAUGCGUGAAAAGCCCAGGAGGCCGGACGUUUCUGAGAUACUGGAACCGGUGCGCCUGGCACUGACGAUCAUACCACGCGCAAAGUCUGUUAGGUCACUAGUUUUGCCCAUUCUAACAUUCAAUCGAACAGUAACUGAAUAACUCGAUGCCUGUCUGCCUGCUUUAUAUAGCAAGCCACGGCCACGUGACUCACUAUCUGUAGAAGCGACCCACUUUCGUGAGCGGGUGGUGUACCUAAUAAACUGACCACUGAGUGUGCCUUCAGAAAGUAUUCAUACCCCUUGACUUAUUCCACAUUUUGUUGUUACAACCUGAAUUCAAAAUGGAUUUAAUAGAUGUUUUUCUCUCACCUAUCUACACACAAUACCCCAUAAUGACAAAGUGAAAACGUGUUUUUAGAGAUUUUAGUGACUGGGUGUAUUGAUACACCAUCCAACGUGUAAUUAAUAACUUCACCAUGCUCAAAGGGAUAUUCAAUGUCUGCUUUUUUUAUUUUUACCCAUCUACCUUCUUUGCGAGGCAUUGGAAAACCUCCCUGGUUGUGGUUGAAUCUGUGUUUUGAAAUUCACUGCUCGACUGAGGGACCUUACAGAUACUGUAGUUGUAUGUGUGGGGUACAGAGAUGAGGUUGUCAUUCAAAAAUCAUGUUAAACACUAUUAUUGCACACAGUCCAUGCAACUUAUUAUGUGUCUUGUUAAUCACAUUUUUACUCCUGAACUUACUUAGGCUUGCCAUAACAAAGGGGUUGAAUAUGUAUUGACAUUUCAGCUUUUCAUUUUUAAUUCAUUUGUAAAAAUGUCUACAAAUGUAAUUCCACUUUCAUAUUAUGGGGUAUUGUGUGUAGGCCUGUGAUACACAAUCUCAAUUUAAUCCAUUUUAAAUGUGAAGUCAAGGGGUGUGAAUACUUUCUGAAGGCACUGUGUGUGUGUGUAUAUAUGUGUAUAUAUAUAUAUAUAUAUAUAUACAUACAUACAUACAUACAUAUAUACAUAUAUACAUAUAUACAUAUAUACAUAUAUACAUAUAUACAUAUAUACAUACAUACAUACAUACAUACAUACAUACAUACAUACAUACAUAUACUGCUCAAAAAAAUAAAGGGAACACUAAAAUAACACAUCCUAGAUCUGAAUGAAUGAAAUAAUCUUAUUAAAUACUUUUUUCUUUACAUAGUUGAAUGUGCUGACAACAAAAUCACACAAAAAUUAUCAAUGGAAAUCAAAUUAAUCAACCCUUGGAGGUCUGGAUUUGGAGUCACCCUCAAAAUUAAAGUGGAAAACCACACUACAGGCUGAUCCAACUUUGAUGUAAUGUCCUUAAAACAAGUCAAAAUGAGGCUCAGUAGUGUGUGUGGCCUCCACGUGCCUGUAUGACCUCCCUACAACGCCUGGGCAUGCUCCUGAUGAGGUGGCGGAUGGUCUCCUGAGGGAUCUCCUCCCAGACCUGGACUAAAGCAUCCGCCAACUCCUGGACAGUAUGUGGUGCAACGUGGCGUUGGUGGAUGGAGCGAGACAUGAUGUGCUCAAUUGGUUUCAGGUCUGGGGAACGGGCGGGCCAGUCCAUAGCAUCAAUGCCUUCCUCUUGCAGGAACUGCUGACACACUCCAGCCACAUGAGAUCUAGCAUUGUCUUGCAUUAGGAGGAACCCAGGGCCAACCGCACCAGCAUAUGGUCUCACAAGGGGUCUGAGGAUCUCAUCUCGGUACCUAAUGGCAGUCAGGCUACCUCUGGCGAGCACAUGGAGGGCUGUGCGGCCCCCCAAAGAAAUGCCACCCCACACCAUGACUGACCCACCGCCAAACCGGUCAUGCUGGAGGAUGUUGCAGGCAGCAGAACGUUCUCCACGGCGUCUCCAGACUCUGUCACGUCUGUCACGUGCUCAGUGUGAACCUGCUUUCAUCUGUGAAGAGCACAGGCCGCCAGUGGCGAAUUUGCCAAUCUUGGUGUUCUCUGGCAAAUGCCAAACGUCCUGCACGGUGUUGGGCUGUAAGCACAACCCCCACCUGUGGACGUCGGGCCCUCAUACCACCCUCAUGGAGUCUGUUUCUGACCAUUUGAGCAGACACAUGCACAUUUGUGGCCUGCUGGAGGUCAUUUUGCAGGGCUCUGGCAGUGCUCCUCCUUGCACAAAGGCGGAGGUAGCGGUCCUGCUGCUGGGUUGUUGCCCUCCUACGGCCUCCUCCACGUCUCCUGAUGUACUGGCCUGUCUCCUGGUAGCGCCUCCAUGCUCUGGACACUACGCUGACAGACACAGCAAACCUUCUUGCCACAGCUCGCAUUGAUGUGCCAUCCUGGAUGAGCUGCACUACCUGAGCCACUUGUGUGGGUUGUAGACUCCGUCUCAUGCUACCACUAGAGUGAAAGCACCGCCAGCAUUCAAAAGUGACCAAAACAUCAGCCAGGAAGCAUAAGAACUGAGAAGUGGUCUGUGGUCACCACCUGCAAAACCAGUCCUUUAUUGGGGGUGUCUUGCGAAUUGCCUAUAAUUUCCACCUGUUGUCUAUUCCAUUUGCACAACAGCAUGUGAAAUGUAUUGUCAAUCAGUGUUGCUUCCUAAGUGGACAGUUUGAUUUCACAGAAGUGUGAUUGACUUGCAGUUACAUUGUGUUGUUUAAGUGUUCCCUUUAUUUUUUUGAGCAGUGUGUGUGUGUAUAUAUAUAUAUAUAUAUAUAUAUAUAUCUCACACAGUACCAGUCCAAAGUUUGGACACACCUACUCAUUCAAGGGGUUUUCUUUAUUUUUACUAUUUUCUACAUUGUAGAAUAAUAGUGAAGACAUCAAAACUAUGAAUUGUGUAGUAACAAAAAAAGUGUUAAACAAAUCAAAAAAUAUUUUAUAUUUGAGAUUCUUCAAAUAGCCACCCUUUGCCUUUAUGACAGCUUUGCACACUCUUGGUAUUCUCUCAACCAGCUUCACCAGGAAUGCUUUUCCAACAAUCUUGAAGGAGUUCCCACAUGCUGAGCACUUGUUGACUGCUUUUCCUUCACUCUGCUGUCCGACUCAUGCCAAACCAUCUCAAUUUGGUUGAGGUUGGGGGAUUGUGGAGGCCAGGUCAUCUGAUGCAGCACUCCAUCACUCUCCUUCUUGGUAAAAUAGCCCUUACACAGCCUGGAGGUUUGUUGGGUCAUUGUCUUGUUGAAAAACAAAUGAUAGUCCCACUAAGCCCAAACCAGAUGGAAUGGCGUAGCAAAGCAUCCCCACACCAUAACACCUCCUCCUCCUCCAUGCUUUACGGUGGGAACUACACAUGCAGAGACCUUCCGUUCACCCACACCGCGUCUCACAAAGACACGGCGGUUGGAACCAAAAAUCUCCAAUUUGGACUCCAGACCAAAAGACAGAUUUCCACCUGUCUAAUGCCCAUUGCUCGUGUUUCUUGACACAAGCAGGUCUCUUCUUCUUAUUGGUGUCCUUUUAGUAGUGGUUUCUUUGCAGCAAUUCGACCAUGAAGGCCUGAUUCACGCAGUCUACUCUGAACAGUUGAUGUUGAGAUGUGUCUGUGACAUUAACUCUGUGAAGCAUUUAUUUGGGCUGCAAUUUGAGGCUGGUAUCUCUAAUGAACUUAUCCUCUGCAGCAGAGGUAACUCUGGGUCUUCCAUUCCUGUGGUGGUUCUCAUGACGGCCCGUUUCACCAUAGCGUUUGAUGGUUUUUGCGACUGCACUUGAAGAAACGUUCAAAGUUCUUGAAAUGAUCCGUAUUGACUGACCUUCAUGUCUUAAAGUAAUGAUGGACUGUCGUUUCUCUUUGCUUAUCUGAGCUGGUCUUGCCAUAAUAUGGACUUGGUCACCAAACUGUCAUCAAGGCAAGGGGUGGCUAUUUGAAGAAUCUCAAAUAUAAAAUAUUUAUUUUUUGAUUUGUUUAACACUUUUUUUGGUUACUACAUGAUUCCAUAUGUGUUAUUUUAUAGUUUGAUGUCUUCACUAUUAUUCUACAAUGUAAAAAUAAAGAAAAACCCUUGAAUGAGUAGGUGUUUUUAAAACUUUUGACUGGUAGUGUAUAUAUGUACAGCGAGGGGGGAAAAGUAUUUGAUCCCCUGCUGAUUUUGUACGUUUGCCCACUGACAAAGACAUGAUCAGUCUAUAAUUUUAAUGGUAGGUUUAUUUGAACAGUGAGAGACAGAAUAACAACAAAAAAAUCCAGAAAAACGCAUGUCAAAAAUGUUAUAAAUUGAUUUGCAUUUGAAUGAGGGAAAUAAGUAUUUGACCCCUCUGCAAAACAUGACUUAGUACUUGGUGGCAAAACCCUUGUUGGCAAUCACAGAGGUCAAACGUUUCUUGUAGUUGGCCACCAGGUUUGCACACAUCUCAGGAGGGAUUUUUCCUCUUUGCAGAUGUUCUCCAAGUCAUUAAGGUUUCGAGGCUGACGUUUGGCAACUCGAACCUUCAGCUCCCUCCACAGAUUUUCUAUGGGAUUAAGGUCUGGAGACUGGCUAGGCCACUCCAGGACCUUAAUGUGCUUCUUCUUGUGCCACUCCUUUGUUGCCUUGGCCGUGUGUUUUGGGUCAUUGUCAUGCUGGAAUACCCAUCCAUGACCCAUUUUCAAUGCCCUGGCUGAGGGAAGGAGGUUCUCACCCAAGAUUUGACGGUACAUGGCCCCGUCCAUCGUCUCUUUGAUGCGGUGAAGUUGUCCUGUCCCCUUAGCAGAAAAACACCCCCAAAGCAUAAUGUUUCCACCUCCAUGUUUGACGGUAGGGAUGGUGUUCUUGGGGUCAUAGGCAGCAUUAUUCCUCCUCCUCCAAACACGGCGAGUUGAGUUGAUGCCAAAGAGCUCCAUUUUGGUCUCAUCUGACCACAACACUUUCACCCAGUUCUCCUCUGAAUCAUUCAGAUGUUCAUUGGCAAACUUCAGACGGCCCUGUAUAUGUGCUUUCUUGAGCAGGGGGACCUUGCAGGCGCUGCAGGAUUUCAGUCCUUCACGGCGUAGUGUGUUACCAAUUGUUUUCUUGGUGACUAUGGUCCCAGCUGUCUUGAGAUCAUUGACAAGAUCCUUGUAGAUCUGGGCUGAUUCCUCACCGUUCUCAUGAUCAUUGCAACUCCACGAGGUGAGAUCUUGCAUGGAGCCCCAGGCCGAGGGAGAUUGACAGUUAUUUUGUGUUUCUUCCAUUUACGAAUAAUCGCACCAACUGUUGUCACCUUCUCACCAAGCUGCUUGGCGAUGGUCUUGUAGCCCAUUCCAGCCUUGUGUAGGUCUACAAUCUUGUCCCUGACAUCCUUGGAGAGCUCUUUGGUCUUGGCCAUGGUGGAGAGUUUGGAAUCUGAUUGAUUGCUUCUGUGGACAGGUGUCUUUUAUACAGGUAACUAACUGAGAUUAGGAGCACUCUCUUUAAGAGUGUGCUCCUAAUCUCAACUCGUUACCUGUAUAAAAGACACCUGGGAGCCAGAAAUCUUUCUGAUUGAGAGGGGGUCAAAUACUUAUUUCCCUAAUUAAAAUGCAAAUCAAUUUAUAAAAUUUUUGACAUUUGUUUUUCUGGAUUUUCUUGUUGUUAUUCUGUCUCUCACUGUUCAAAUAAACCUACCAUUAAUACUAUAGACUGAUCAUUUCUUUGUCAGUGGGCAAACUUACAAAAUCAGCAGGGGAUCAAAUACUUUUUUCCCUCUGUGUGUAUAUAUAUAUAUAUAUUUUUUUACUGUUAUGACGGUUAUUUUAUUUUCAUGACGGUCUUCAUCCAUAACUGUCGGUUACACAGUCAUUGUGCCAGUCCUAGCUUUUCCAUGCAUGUCAAUAUAAUUUUUCACUCUAUUUUCUUAUUUGUCUUUUUUUUGUGGUAUUUUACCCCCUUUUCUCCCCAAUUUUGUGGUAUCCAAUUGGUAGUUAGUCUUGUCCAAUCGCUACAUCUCCCGUACGGUCACGGGAGAGGCGAAGGUCGAGAGUCGUGCAUCCUCCGAAACACAACCCAACCUAGCCGCACUGCUUCUUGACACAGUGCCCGCUUAACCCGGAAGCCAGCCACACCAAUGUGCCAGAGGAAACACUGUACACCUGGCGACUGAGUCAGCGUGCACUGCGCCCGGCCCGCCACAGUAGUCUCUAGUGCGCGAUGGGACAAGGACAUCCCCUACCCUGGACGGCGCUGGGCCAAUUGUGCGCCGCCACCUGGGUCUCCCGGUUGCAGCUGGCUGUGACAGAGCCUGGAAUCGAAUCAGGAUCUCUAGUGGCACAGCUAGCACUGCGAUACAGUACCUUAGACCACUGCGCUACUCGGGAGGCCCUAGAAUUUGUCACUCUUGUCACAAAAUUGCAAGCAGUCUUAGCUCUAAAGAACACCUUGGAUCACUUGUUACUGGUGAGACAUUUUUGGUACUUUGGGUGUGGUGGGGAGGGUUAUUACUACAGAGGACCACUCCUUCUUCAGCCCAGUGGCCUUCCUUCAGAGUCAGUACAGAGCUAUGGGUGUCUAAUGAGAAACCCAAUCAGGUGGUUUCCUGACCUCUCGCUUAUAACAUACUCUCACACACACACACACCUCAUCCGUACAUAUUGGCACACACUCUCAAGCAGUGAUAUGAGACAUUUAGAUGGUUUCCCGACCCAACAUACUUCAUAUGUGCUUGUACAGUCUCUCAGUUUCUCAACUUCAGCAGUAAUGGUGUGUGUGAGUAGUCCAUGUGAGUAUAGUUUAUGUUAACCCCUCGCCCCCCCUCCUCCUCCUCUGUGUGUCUCCAGUCCAGCAGCCCCAUGGUAGUGCAGCAGCAGCUGCGGCCCAGCAGGGAGGCUAUGAGAUCCCGGCCCGCCUCAGGACCCUCCACAACCUGGUGAUCCAGUACGCCUCCCAGGGCCGCUACGAGGUGGCCGUGCCCCUCUGCAAACAGGCCUUGGAGGACCUGGAGAAGACCUCCGGACACGACCACCCUGACGUGGCCACCAUGCUCAACAUCCUGGCCUUGGUCUACAGGUCAGCCUGGGGAAGGGGCUCUGGGGUGGGGAGGUGGGCCGGGGUGGUUUGUAUUGGCUGUGGAUAAAUUAUAGUCAAAUAUACACUGAGUGUACAAAACAUUAGGAACACCUUCCUAAUAUUGAGUUGAAUAUAUGAUCCCUCAGAACAGCCUCAAUUCGACGGGGCAUGGGCUCUACAAGAUGUCGAAAGGGUUCCACAGGGAUGCUGGCCCAUGUUGACGCCAAUGCUUCCCACAGUUGUGUCAAGUUGGCUGGAUGUCCUUUGGGUGGUAGUCCAUCCUUGAUACACAUGGGAAACUGUUGAUUGUGAAAAACCCAGCAGCGUUGCAGUUCUUGACACACUGAAAGGCACUUCAAUCUUUUGUCUUGCCCAUUCACCCUCUGAAUGGCACACAAACAUAAUCCAUGUCUCAAUUGUCUCAAGGUUUAAAAAGUCCUUAUUUAACCGGUCUCCUACCUUUCAUCUACACUGAUUGAAGUGGAUUUAACAGGUGACAUCAAUAAGGGAUCAUAGCUUUCACCUGGAUUUACCUGGUCAGUCUGUCAUUCCUAAUGUUUUGUACACUGUGUAUGUUUGAUCCUGAUUGGAUAAGAUAUCAGCUUGUCAGCUUGUAUAGUAAGAAUUGUCAGCUGCUAGUUCUAGGAAAUGGGAAUAAUCAUUGAUUGCAUUGCAUGUUUUUAAACCUGGCAAUAAUUGCUAUGGGGCUAUCCAAGACAAAACAUCCGUCCAUAACAAAGGGUUGUGUUGGACAAAAUGGUUGUUUAUGUGGGGAGAGACUUGGUCCCAUUGUUGAGAAACCAUGGUUAUGAUCCCCAAUGUUGUCAGACUUGUUCUUGAGACCCUGUGGCAGUGAUGUAGUCAAGUCACUAAACCAAAAGUCCGAGUCGAGUCUGUAGUGUCCGAGUCCUUUAUACUUGAGUCCCUUGGUAGUGCUAAAAGUAGCUUUCCAACCAUUUUUUAAGCAAAAUGUCAUUACACUGUUGCACAUUUGUAAGGCUAAAUAGAUCAUACAGCUAUCUAACAUUUGCUGUUGUAGCUAGUAUGUUGAAUUAUGCAAAAUAUAGAUUUUCCGACAACAAAGUCACAACUGGUCGAGUCAUGAGUCAUGAAAAUCACGACUUUAGUCUGAGUGAAGUCCGAGUCCUGGACUCGAGUUCUAUGGUGGUAAAAGACCUCAUUGUCAGAGAAACCACGGUAACAUGCCCCAUGAGUUCUCUCCGUCUUUCUCUCUCCUCUAUCAGGGACCAGAACAAAUACAAAGAGGCAGCCAACCUGCUGAAUGACGCUCUGGCGAUCAGGGAGAAGACUCUGGGCAGGGACCAUCCAGCGGUGAGUAUGGUUUCUCAUCAAUCUGUGUCUCAGCAGUAUUUCUGUAACCAGCCAGCCAGGAAGGUCCACUAACUGUCGACCUCAACAGGCUUGUGUCUCUGACGCUCCCUGGACCACCAGUCCCCUCAGUGCAGACUCAGAGCAGCAGAGGUUAGGCUCUCUAUCACCCCCUCCAUGUAUGUCACAUGUGGGCACCAGACCACCCUAGUCUAAAUCAAAGGUCACUGUGGGCCCCUCUUGGGUCUGAAUGUGGUGGAGAUUCAUCCUGCUGAUUGGGAUAUAAUUACAUAGCAGUAAUCACUUCCUGUUUCCCCUCUGUCUUCCUCUCAUCGGUCGGUCACGCCUCUAAUUGGUUAAAUUCACCAGAUCAAUUGCACUCUGCUGCCAUGGUUGAGUCUUGUGGACACUCAAUACUACAUGCACGGGCACAGAUGAUUAAGGCUGUCCUAAGCGUGUUUUCUUUCUAUUACUGAUUUUGUGUGUGUGUGUGUGUGUGUCAGGUGGCUGCUACUCUCAACAACCUGGCCGUGCUCUACGGGAAACGGGGGAAGUACAAAGAGGCGGAGCCACUUUGCAAGCGGGCUCUGGAGAUCCGGGAGAAGGUGGGUCAGAGGGCGCUGGUCACCACAAGUCAUUGUGGGUAUGGAGUGCUAACACUGCAGAACGAUCCUGAUUCCUGCUCCUCUCCAAAUAUAUCUUGCUCAAGUUUCAAAGGACUUUGCUGUUCUUUCGAAAGUUUUCCUCUUAGUUAAACAUAACUUUUAAAACGUAUUUUCUGUGUAUAUGUUCUCCCCUGCAUUCGCCCCCUCGUCUCCCAAGCCUCCCUAAAGCUUUGUGUUGUUCAAAGAGGAACUUUGACUUUGGAGAGAGUUAAGUCCUGGGAGGGUUCAUUAUUUUUGGCUACACAAAAUGGGAUGCUUAUAAAGGAGAAACUCAGCAGUCCUGGAAAUGCAAAGUGCAGUCUCUAUUUAUCCAUCUCCCUUUCUGUUUCACGCUCUCCCUCUCGCUCUCUCCCUCUGUGCUGAGAAUGACAUGUCGACUCCCUCUGUGAUGUCGACCGUCUCUCUGCUAGAGCUUCUUAAACUGAUGAUAAAGCUCUCUCUUGAGCUUAGAGAUUUGCCACCCAGCUUUCGGCAACAGAGGAAGGAAGAAGGCUUUGCUGAUGCCGGAGGAAUUUUCCUGCAGUUCUCUCUCUUUUUAUAGCAAGUGCUUUUCCCACUGUGUGAGCUGCCUCAGUCCUUGGUUUAUCCCUAGGGAUGAAGAUCCGAAGGAGGAGGAGGGAGGGUGUCUCUACAAAGUUCCCCAGUAACAGGCACUAACCUGGUCUCGAGUUCAAAAGUAUCACUCUCCUCAAUAAAACUCUAUCAAUAUAUCACCCAGACCUAGCAGUUUUUUCCUUUUUGAAAUCCUAUACUUCUAAUGAUGUUAACAGUAAAUUGAUCAUUCUGACAGAAACCAUCAAUCAGAGUAGAGCUGGGUGAUAUGGACAAAAAUCUGUAUUGCAAUAAAUUGCCUGAAUUGAUGCAAUAACGAUAAACAGAAAAAUAAGUUUAUAACAUUAAUCUGCACCACGUUAUUUUUUAAAUGAUCCUUUAAACUACUACUACUACUAGUUUGAUGGUUGUAGCCAUCAAUUAUCCCAUUAACAAUCACCUAUAUUAGUAAACGUAUUUCUUUUAAAAAUGUCUCUAGUAUAGGCUACUUAUCGUAAUGAACGAUAUCAGCAAAAUGCCUUCAAUAAGUGAUCGUUAUGGUCUGUAUCGAUAAUUUUUGGUUUAUCGUCCCAGGUCUAAAUCAGAGAGACUACCUCCUAAUCAGCAAGCCUCUCCAACCCAGCCCUCUGUCACUCACUGCAUAGAGGGGAAGGAAGAUAAUUAUUUCCCUGCUAAUGAGCAGUGAGCCUCUCACUCCUAACUCCCUGUCUCUGUGUGUGUCUCUCUCUCAGUGAGUCAGUCAGACAGACAGAGUUAGCCCUCAGCUCCGUUCUCCGUCCUCACCCAACCCCUUAAUGACGCCUCUUCUCUAGCUCUGCUCUGACUUCAGCCUCCUAUCUAAUGGUCCAGCCAGCACACAUAAAGGACCUAACUGAGAUUAAUAUCCUAUCCAAAGUAAUGGUCUCUUUUUGUUGUUAUGAACCCUCCCUUUUCAUCCUUUCACUUUGAGAUGGUUUGAUUAUCAUGAACCAUUAUUGCUUUAUUACUCACUGUUUUGUUAUAUUAACAUGGCCUCCGCCCAUCUUCUCCUGCCCAGGUUCUGGGUAAGGAUCACCCGGAUGUGGCCAAGCAGCUGAACAACCUGGCCCUGUUGUGUCAGAACCAGGGCAAGUAUGAGGAGGUGGAGUACUACUACCAGCGGGCCCUGGAGAUCUACCAGACCAAACUGGGCCCUGACGACCCCAACGUGGCCAAGACCAAGAACAACCUGGUGAGAGGGUCACACAGGGGUUAGGAGAUCACUGACUUGGAAUGAAUACUGCACAUUUAGAAUGAGUUAUGAGAAGAAGAGUUUCAAACUUUUUGAAGGUCACAUUCUUACAUUCAGUCUCUAUUUCUCUCACAGGCGUCCUGUUACCUGAAGCAGGGGAAGUUCAAGCAGGCUGAAACUCUGUACAAAGAGAUCCUUACCCGCGCACAUGAGAGGGAGUUUGGCUCUGUAGACGGUAAGACACACACACACACACACACACACACACACACACACUAAUCAAGUAUCAUCUGUCAUUUGAUGUAAAGGUUCAUGUUUUCAGGCCGCUGUCAUCAUUUUAGUGGAAAUGCUUCUGAAAACAACAAUGACCUUUCAGUUGAAUGCUCUAAUGGUUUGUGCCAGACCAUACCCUGCUGUCUGCCUGACUGCCUGAAUGUCAGUCAAUAUAUUUUUGCACCUGCAUGUGUCUGAUGGUUGUUUGUCUCUGACUCUGCAGAUAAGAACAAACCCAUUUGGAUGCAUGCGGAGGAGAGAGAGGAACAGAGCAAGGUGAGAGAGUGUCUGAGUGUGUGUGAUGGAUGGAUGAUAGAGUCCACUUUCACUAAGGGCCAUGGUAUUAGUCACUGCUGAUGCUGUGGAUUAACUUUCACAACUGACAGGGGAAAGUGUUUCAGUCACGGUAUGGAAGGCUUAUCGAUUUAGACGGCUGAAGAAGAAAUCGUGACCGACCGUAAUCUCUCAAUUUACCACCACUAAACACUAAGCACUGUCAUGUCUUUUGGGGGCGCAUUAACAAUUUCAUAUUUUCAUAUCUGAUGUCAUCCAAAUUUCCUUUCACGGUUCCGUGUCAUUUGUCAAGAAUUAGCUGGAAUAUUUAGGCUAUUAAUUAAUGACCAAUCAUUUUACUAUGGUGGUGGAUUUCAGUCAUUAGUGUUUGAAGUUCUUAAAUCCUGACAACUGAUGGAUGUGGUGGUUCUUCUCUUCUCUAGGGAAAGCAGCAGGACGGCUCCCCGUUCGGAGAGUAUGGAGGCUGGUACAAAGCCUGUAAAGUAGACAGGUCAGUAUUAAGUAUGGAAACUCACCACUAUAGUGGUAUGCCUAUGGACCUGUAUGUGAUCACAUUAGUUCAUGAUGCGUUUCUAACAUCUGUCCACCAGCCCUACAGUGACCACCACCCUGAAGAACCUGGGCGCCCUCUACAGGCGGCAGGGUAAAUUAGAGGCGGCAGAGACCCUAGAGGAAGCCGCCAUGCGCUCCAGAAAACAGGUGUGACCACUGUCCUCUUCUGCCACUCACCUGCCUGAAUAAUAGAUUUGCCAGCCCGGGGUAAUAUGAAACUGGAUGUGAACACACUGUAGGAGUAUCAUUGGUCCAGCUGCCUUAACUGAAAUACUAGCAGGUCCUGCUUUUCAUCUGUUGUAAACAAAUCCAUAACAAAAUCAAACACAUGAUGCGGAGUUAAUCACUGAGAAUGUUUUUUUCUGUCUUUGUCGUCAUUGUACGUGUUUAUUUGGUUGAUAAUGUGUUUGUUAAUGUUUGUGUGUGUGUUUCCUGUCCACAUGGCCAGGGUCUGGACACGGUGCACAAGCAGCGUGUGGCGGAUGUUCUGAGCGAGCCAGAGGCGCGGGAGAAGCAGUGGAGCCGCGAGAGCCUGACCUCCGACGCCACAGUCAAGUACGAGAGUGGCCCGGACGGGGGCGAGGAAGUGAGUAUGAGCGUGGAGUGGAACGGGGUAAGUACAGUACAUUGCCCAGGCCACACAGAGAGUAGGGAGGGGUACAGACACACCCCUUAAAUCCUCCUAGAGAAAAGCCCAGUUGGGAUGGAAAAUAGUUGAUAUGAUUGGCUUUGUGAUUAAUAUCUCCUCUGAUUUCUCUAUUUGCCUUGAAAACGUCUCUAGAAAUGAUCAAUGUUAAGAUUAUGCAUUAUAAUUAAUGAUUUCUUUAAGCUACUAAUGAGCAGUGAACAGUGGCUUCAGUCAAGGAGGAUAUUACGGAACAUUUAAAGUUAUUUCUUACCUACUCUUAAAGAGCAUAUCCUCUAUAACUUGUAAAUGAUUUGAUGAGGACUGAGUUGCCAGUGGUAACCUUGGUGGUAACUGUCCUAGAUUCUGUAUGACUCCAUAUUAUUUGUGUGAUAGCUGAAGUUAUAAUGCUGAUUGACUGUCUGCCUAGUUUGAAGUUAUAAUCACAUCCUCAGUUCUACACUAAUGCUUCUAGUCUACACUGAUGCUUCUAGUCCUCAACUAACACUGAGAGAACACUCCAGCUGCUUAGAUAAUAAUUAUUACUUCUCAGACCCUUGUGCCAGCAAGUUACUGUGUCUAGUAUAGAAGCCAUAUGUUUUCUGUGGUUCUAUUUUGUUUUCAGCAAACAGUAUUUUGCACACAACGAACACUUCCUUUCCAUGCAGUAGUCUUACAACUUUAUGCUAUUCCCACUGGCUCUAUCCGAUUACUGCAGUAAAGUCCUCUUGGUCAUGGCAUAUGUUUGCAAACCACACAACACUCUCUGCUGUAGUCUGCUAUUCAGAACUGUCCUGCCCCCGUAGCAACAGUAGCCAUAGUGCCCAAGACAACCAAUCAGCAUCUCCUCCUUGGAGUCCCCUGCCUGCCUGGUCUGCCCUCAGCUCAAGGCUCCGGGGAGACUGGGCUCAGGCAACUGUGUUCUCUACUGUACUGCUCACCUAUUGGACUGUCUCAGUCAGACACUAACCUGUGUGUUAAACAACACCUCUGUCGCCAUGGUGACUCAUUCAUGUUCUCAUCACUACUGAUGCAUUAGGGCUCUGUACUGUACAGCUUCAGUGUCCCUCUGACACUUUCAUCAUGUGUGUUUACUGUACUGUCUGUACUGUAUGUGCCUCUCCUGCCCAUUGGUUGCUGCUUAGAUGUGUGUGCUCAGACACAGUAUGUGUUUGUGUGAACUGUACAGCUCUAUCCUCUGUCAGACACACAUAAUACAUACUGGGAAGGAUGGAUGGACAGACUUGUAUGUAUGCUGAUUGUGAUACAGUACCCCUGCUUUCUUUUUCUCUGCAUCCAGUGGCAGAUUAUUAACAGCCAGAGUGGUGGGACAGCAUUCAACCUGUACAACCCGUCCCAUUAUUCUAGCUGAUUCCGAGUGUCUAUUUACUGUCUGCAUCCCCUUGUCUGUGCAUGCUGUGCUGUGGUGGGCUAACCUGUUGUUUCCUCUCUCAGUUAAACCUGGACUACUGUGUGCAACUAUGAUUUAGCUGUUCUCCAGACACAGUAUCUCUCCAAGAUUAUCCCAUUCUACUCUUCCUCAGUUCUGCUUUGUUUGGUGUUUUCUCACCCACUUUAGUCCUAUUUUCCAUUUGUUUGUCUUCUUUUUGAGGUUUUCCUGAUUUUGAUUUACCCAUGGAUGAGCCUCAGGUCCUCUGGACUUGGCAGUGGAAAAUGGCUGAUGGCUUUGUACAGGGAAUUUACUGUUUAUUAUAGAAACCCAACUGGGUUAGAACACACAGGCAGUAGUUUAAUUUUAUUUUGGGGUUAGAGUCACGUUGGUUGUUUUGUGGAUUAAUUUUACAGUUUUUUUAGAUUGACUGAAUUGAGCCUGUUAUAUUCAUUAACUAUAGUUUUGUUUAUUUGGUUGCUUAUAGUUUCCUUUGCCCUAUAACGCUCCUUAGCUGUUGCUAAUGUUGGGUGCUGAUGCCUUCUGCAGUUGUAAAGCACUGCCACAGCCCUACCUGGAUAAAUACUGUCUCUGUAGGGGAAACGCUACUGUCUGUCUGACUUGCUCUGGUUUCCUUCUCUCCCUCCUUUUCUCUCCCUUUCCCCAUCUCACUCUACCUCAUCUUCAUCUCUGGUUUUCAAUACCCUCUUCUGCCUCUCUUGGUAUUCCUUUAAUUUGUCUACCUCUCUCUGUUUCUCUUUCUUUUUUUAUCUCUCUCUUCACCUUGUCUGACUGGCAGGCAUAAUUCCAGAUGCCAUGUUGUGCUUCUAAGUACUUGUCUUCUGCAUGACGGAUGCCAGCUCGCCUGCCACCCCUCCAGCUUUGCAGUUGUGUCCUGUCUUCAGACUCUGGUCCCCUUCUCUCCUCCUCUGGGCUGUCUGUCCGGUGACUCUACAGGGCCACACUGGGCCAAACUGUCCCCAGCUCUAUCCUCCUAUCCACUGUCAAUGGGACCAGGGGACAGGGGGGCUGGGCUCUAUGUCUCAGAACCAAACCAAGCCACUCCUGCCUCCUGCCAUUACCUUAUCUUACUCUUUGCUGUACUUAAAUACUCUGUCUCCUCACUCUAUCUGUUCUAUCUAUCUCUCAGUAUGGUGUGUGGUGUUGAGUUUCCAGCAUUUACUAGAAGUGAUGAUGCAUAACAGACUGCUUUUGCUCGUAGUGAUCUAACUAACAGACUGUAAAUACUAUGAGUUGGUGGCAUGAUCAUCAUACUGUAUGCUCCCUCAGAGCACCAUGGUGGCUGUAGGCUGCUGUAGUGUUUGAUCCUGUGCUCCAUAUGGUCCUAUUGAUGUCAAACGUAACAGUGUUGUAAUGUCAUGAUCAGGAGGGGGUGUCAGAAGACAAUGCAGCUCUUGUAUACUCUUGUAUAUACAGAGACGGAUGGGGAGCGUAGAGGGUAUGGGACAGAGGGGUGGGACAUGCCUCGCUCUGCAGUGUGGAAUCUGGACACUUCUCUUCAUGGCUCCUACUAAUCUACUCUGUCCUGUCUGUCUGUGCUUCUUACCGUACUUAUCUCUUAACUUCCAAUAAAACGUAACUCUUUGCUCACCAACAUCUUUGUCUGUAGCCUCUUUGUGUGCUCCCUCUCUUUCUCUCUGCGGGGUCUGUGUGUGUAAAAUGGUGUGUGUGUGUGUGUGUGUGUGUGUGUGUAAAACGGUGUGUGUGUGUAAAACGGGGUGUGUGUGUGUGUGUGUGUGUGUGUGUAAAUCUUGGUGGGAGAGAUCAACUCCGGGACCAUGGUAAUGUGACCCCUCCUUCCUUCUUUUCCUUCUCUCCUCCAUGUUGGUGUUAGUGGACAGGUCAAAGGUUAGGGGUCAGAGCUAUGUGAAUAACCGCAUAGAUUAAUAAAGCAUGAAAAGCAACAUGCCUCAUGUUUUUGGGCUAAAACUAGAUUAUAGAAGAAAUUUACAUUGCUCUGCUCUGUUGACCCAAGAUAACUUUUGUGAGCAUAACCUUAUAAGAUGUUUUUGGAGGGCUUCUCUGAUUUCUUCUGAAUAGCACACUGAUGAGGCCGACAUGUUUUGUCUGAACAGAGAGUCUAAUCAGAUGCACAUGCAAAAACAAGCACAUGCACAGUCAUCACAUAUGCAGACAGAAGAAUUUGCUGAACCAGUUCUCUGUAUUUUGAUUUGAUUGUGCGUGCGCGCUCACAUAUCUGUACUGAGUAUGUGUGCAUGUGGGGGGGUGUGCAACUGUGCAUGCAUGUUUGUCUCUACCGGUGUGUAUGCAAGAUUGUGUGUGUGUGUGUGUGUGUGUGUGUGUGUGUGUGUGUGUGUGUGUGUGUGUGUGAGAGAGAGAGUAACCAUCUGACCUCUCAUCAGGACGGUUCCGGCUCUCUGAAGCGGAGCGGCUCCUUCAGUAAACUCCGUGCCUCUAUUCGCCGCAGCAGUGAGAAACUGGUCCGCAAGCUGAAGGGCAGCAGCUCACGGGAGUGGGACCCCAAAAACUCUGGGUAACUAUCCCCCUCACCUUUGACCCUUCGACCCUUCAUGCACAUGGGGCCCCUCCUCUCCCCCUCCCUCUACUGGAUUGGUGUACUGUCACUAGAUCUGACUAGAAAAGACUAGAGGGAUCUCUACUCUGCUGUGGGUUAACUCUGGUGUAACUCUGUCCUGUUUGGCACAACUAAUGAACCACUGGGGGUUGCACUAACUAACACAUUCAAGCGCCUGUUACUUGUGCAUUUUCACUUGCAUACACUAUGAAUGCCACAUACUGUGACUGGUAUAGACUUUCACUGGCUCAAUGUCACUCUCUAGAAACAGGGUACUAUUCCAGACUACGUUGCCUGUGUGGAUAUGUCCAGUGUAAGAAGUGCUUUGAGCUAACAGGCAGAGCAAGUCGGGCUGAUUCUGAAACUACAGAGGACUCCGACUCCUAGUGCCUCAGUCAGCAGUGAGCUUCUCUAUUUAAUGUCCUUAUAAUUUGUAUAAAAUGUCACAUCUGCUUUAAAAAAUCAAUAAUAAUAAUUGUUUUUCCACAAAAUUAGUGCACUAGGUCAUUAUCACUCCUGAAUGAGCGGCAAAAAAUACUCACAUACCCACAACGCAAAACAUCUUCCUGUGGCCUGUGUAUACAGAGUACUCUCAAUCAGCUGUGAUGGACAAUCUGGCCUAGAGACAGGACUAAAUAGAGAAUGGUUAAGAGCUUUAGAUGACCACACUACUACUAAUUGUCUGCGUUAAAAUGCUGUCUGCUUUUCUGCAUAUGAAAGCCAUAUUUUAUUUAUUUUCUUGCCUUACUGUUUUCACAAUUUCUUUGCUACAUUUUCAGAAGAAGGUGCAAAUAUCAGUGUUUCUUGGUGAAUUUCUGUAAUAACUUAUUUUUGUCCACAUGGGCAUUUGGUUUUAUUUUAAUAUUCUAAUACAUCAAUCUAUGCUGUGUUUCUAUUUAUGACUAAUGUUUUUAUUUAUGACUAAUAGACUUUUCCAAGUGAAUGGUAACUGCAUGCCUCAUCUGUUUGCUGACAUUCUGUUUUCUGACUCAUUUUCCUCUCUGCUGGUCUUUCUAUCACUCAGAUAAUUUUAACAGUCCUAACUCUUUAUCAAUGAUGAUUUAACCCCAUUAUGAUGACCUCUCUAAUCCAGGAGACAGUAGAGCGCUGUAUCGAUCAAUACAAAACAAUAUUUCCCCCCUUGCAACAGAAUUAAAUGAAUUUGGCACAAAACACUCCUUUUUAAUCAAUUUGUUGUCACACUCUCAUUAACUUUUGUUAAGUGUGACCUUUAACCCAUAUGUUAUGAUUUAGGUCAGAGAGAUGACUAUGUAUUUGUGUGGGGGCAUUGUCUGGGAAAACUAACCCGUGAGUGAGUCUCAUUUUUGUUAUUAACCCACAUACCAUCUCCAUGGGCAACAUGUCCCUCUCCUCACCCCUGACUCUUGACCCCUCAACCCGGCUCUCACUGACACCUCCUUGCAUGCCACUGUUCUGGGUGCAGCAUGAAGCGAGCCAGCUCACUGGGUGUUCUAAACGUGGUGGACAAGGCUACCGGACACCUCUACCAAGUAAGGAGCCCAACUGUCUCACUCUCGCUCUCCAUAUUUCAUCUGUCCACCUGUGCAGUCAUCUCAGAAACUGGUCACUAAUGUAAUGACUAACAUGUUUCUCAUUGUGUGCUCACUAAUCCAUAACCCCUUAGUAACAAAAUCACACUAAUGAAUUUUACGGUAGAUAUAGGAAAUGACACCUUUUGACAGUAGAUUUAUGUGGCUGUAGUGAGGAAAUUAGAUUGAAGGUGAACCAGGUAUAGUAGUCUGCAACCAGAUGAUCAACGGCAACCAUUCAAAAUUCUACUUGCAACGUUCUACAUUAAUUGACUCCAAUGUUAAUCCUUUUAUAAACUGACUGGUAUCAAUUGUUCACGAAGAUAAAUCUGACUGGGUUUAUUUGAGAAUAUGCAUCACUGGACCAUGGUACCAUUCUACAUGGUGGGAUAUUGGUUCUGCCAACCUACCAUAUGAUAAGGGUGUGACUGCAGAAUACAGUAGCGCUCCAGAUUUCAGCAUAUUGGCAUCUCAUUUAUAUUGUAUACCACAUUCCCCCAAAUACUUCAACAGCAAUCAAUCAUGAACCCUUCAUGUGUGUAUUCCAUAUUCAAGCAAAACAGACCUUUUCUCCAUGGAAAUGUGAAGGAUGUUUUGUCUGUGGACCAUGUACAUUAACUGUUUUUCUUCUCUCUUUAGUUCUACAACCUAUUUUGAACCCUAUUUCCUCUCUGCUGCCUACUCUAGGAGCGAAAUAAUCGUCUGAGAAUGAGUCGGGACCUGAGUGCCAGCCACACUGACCUGGCGCAUUGAAGGUCGGAACUCAGAAUGUUCCAGUGGAGAGGUGACAGAGGUCAUGGGGUCAGUCUCCUGUAACUGCUACACCCUCCACCCAGGUUAAACCAAACAACCCCCUCCUAAACCAUACACAACUGUCCAUCUGCUCACUGUACAGAUGGCUACAGUACGUAGGUUUCACAAUCUCAUUGCACUUUGAUCUCGUCGCUGGUUUGCUUAGAGGGUGUUUUUAUUUAAACGUUUUCUCUUUUUUUUUAUAUCAUUGAGCAACAUGAGAUUAGUUAUAAUGAACGACAAAUGUAUAACGCUAAUCAAGUGUAAAUGCGUGUGUGUGGAAGUAAGUAUGCGCCUAUAUUUUAUGGUUGAGUGCUCAUAUGAGAGAAUGUUCUUUUUUUCUUCUUCUGUGUGUGUGGUUGCUUUUUCCUACCUUACCUCCACAGAUCUAAAUAAUAACUUAAAUAAUUUGGUUUUCACUUGACUGGAAUAUGUGAGCAGUUCAGGAGGUCCUAGUAGAGGACUUAACUCUGCUGUCUCACCCCCUUUACGUCCAAAUGGAUGUCCUGUGUGUUCUUAUUGAAGUGUUAGCUAUGCUUGUUGUAUGAAGUUUUAUGUUUACAUUUGGGUUCUGUAAAUUAUGGUUUAUUUUAUUUCUUACGCUGAUCUGGGGAAUCUUAUUUCUUGGUAUCAGAGGUCUUGAAACUGAUAGCUCUGCCUCUAUAGUUUCAUGAUGUUACUGCAAUUGAAGAGACUGCUCAAAUGUAUGUGAAGUUAUGAGGCAGGAUCGUUCAGUUGGCACAUUAAGUAUAUGUGGUCGAUUUCUCAGGAUUGUCACAGAACAGAAGAUGGCUAGAGAGGCUAGUUUUGAUAUACACUGACUGCACUAGAUAUUUAACACAAGAACCUGUUAAAAUCAAAUGCAAUUUCCAGUAAUAGCAGAAAAAUAUUGUUACAAUCUAGAGUAAAAACAUUGUUUACCAAUUUGUACCAAUCUGUUUCUGUAUGUUGAAUGAUGGAUAGAGUAAGACUAUGUAUAAAGAGUGAAAUUAAGCUGAAGGACUUGGACUUCAUUAGAUUAAAUAUCCAACAAAAAGUUACAUGUUUUUAUUGCUCUAUUAUAGGACUUGCUGUCACCAAAGUGAAACGAUGUAAAUGUGGUGUUCUCAAAACUUUCUAGUUAACGGUUGCUCGUUUCUGGAGUGUGCCUUUUUUUAGGUCCACAGACAUGAUCCUACUGACCCCUGACACUGGUUUGGGUUGCUUGUUGGGUGGACUGUUAAUGUGGGCUGUUGAUGGGGAUGUGUGAUAACGUUCUCUUAUGUAAGGAAGGUGACUGUUACAUUUGACUUCAGACAGCAUAGGACCAGGGACUCUCCUAGUCCAUCACCAGGAUGACUUAAUAUGAGGGGUGAAACAUCACUAAUUAGGGUUAAAUUGACAAGACCGGUUAUACUGUCCAAGGAACAGGACCUAUUUUUAUGAUAAACAAGCAAGUUGUCAUGAGCAGAGUGAACAAUGGAGUAGUGAGUAAUUUGCUCAGUGAAAACCAGAAAUUGUUUUAGAAUUUCAAGCAGAGGUCUGUGGUAUAGUUUACUGUUUAUUGCAGUUUGUUUGCUAAAAAGGUUUUAGUGUCUCAUGCAAUAACGGAAUAGGCUUUUAUAUGCAGAAUGCAGUUGGUCAUUAGAAAAACCUAACUUUUUGCUUCCCUUUACAAAUAUAUAACACACAAUGAAGCAUUUCAUUAACUUUUGCAAGCUUUUAGCCUUACCUUGUUAUGUACAGAUUAGAUCAUACUACUAUACAAGUGCAAAGAACUUGAUAUAAGCACACACUUGUAAGCUUAUAAUGUGUGUUGGAAGCCCUCAUUUCACUGUUGAUCAGUUUGUCUGUUAAUCAUCAUUCUAUGUUCACUCUGAGUUACUGGAAAGCUGCCACAGUGUCCAAUUUAUUUACAAAAUCACAAAUUCAGAUAGCUAGACAUUGAAUUAUUGAGCAUAAUAUGUAUGAUUUUAUAUCAGAGGCAUUCAAGUAUACUGUUUUGAGAAAAAAUAGGAUCCCAUUUCUGAAAUGUCAUCAUCCCCUGCCCCUUUGGUUAUGACCAUAUUCUUGUUAGGUCAUGGAAAUCCCUCUCAAAUGCCUGGCUGGUAAUUCUGUUUUUUUAAGUCUUUAGUAUUUUGCUUGCUGUCAGAACAGUUCACUUUCUAAGUGAUUAUGGUGAAGAAGUAAAUGUAUAAAUCCUAUUCUUAAGCUCAAAGACAGGUGUGGUUAAUGAUUUGAAACAAGUAAUCCUAUGAGCAGUGAUAGAAUUGCUGCAUUUAAGCAGGCAGCCUAAUUCUGACCUUUUUUCCACAAAUUGGUCUUUUGGCCAAUCACAUCAGAUCUUUUCACAGCAGAUAUUUUUCUGGGCUGAUCUGAUUGGUCAAAAGACCAAUAAGUAAAACAAAUAUCAGAAUUGGGCUGCCAGUGUAAACGCAG